AUAUAGCUGCGAACACGGGUGUGCAAAGUAGCUGAGGAAAAUGAAGGAGCAAUGUUGUGUUUCGUUUUUAAUGGAAACCACCACCCUCGGCCUUGCUCAACGUUAGCUUUUACAACUUUGAAGUGGUGUAAGCCAGGCCAGGCCUAACGACGUGGAGAUCAAAUAGGAUGCUUGUGAUCUGUUUGGUUCAUACACAAGAUUUGGAAGUGGGCCUAUAUAUACAUGUAGCUUCCAGAGCUCAGUAGCACCGAACUGUAGCAACAACAUUGACCACAGAAUACACAGUUUCCUCUAUAGAUAAACAGCAUUUCAUCUGGCUCAUCAUUAUUCUAAGCCAAAAUGCCGUCACCGAGUGGCGACCAGUGGCAAUUUAAGAAGCUGCUGGGAUCAGGAUCCUUCGGGGAAGUCUUACUCUACCAACUUGGCGUGGGCGAAACCUCUGAGUACAUAGCCCUCAAAAGGUGCAAGAGCAUUUUACAGCUCGACAACCUAAAGAGAUGGCGAGACGAGGUAGAGUUCAUGCGCAACCUGGAACACCCCAACAUCGUCCAGGGGCGUCCUGUACCCCCGGAGCUCGAAGCCAAACCCAACGAGCCCCCGUGCUUGGCGAUGGAAUUCUGCUCAAGAGGGGACCUCCGAAAGAAAUUAUCCGAGCUACCGAAUAUGUGUGGUCUACCUGAAGCAGAGAUUCUGUUACUUUCCAAGCAUAUAGCCUCAGCGAUGGAAUACCUACACAAGUCUGACAUCAUCCAUAGGGACAUCAAACCAGAGAACAUCAUGGUGCAAGAUUGGAAGGGACAGAACAUGUACAAGUUGACCGACCUAGGAUUUGCCAAAGACAGUAAAAACCAGCCUGCCACCUCAUUUGUGGGCACCAAGGAGUACAUGGCGCCGGAAUUAUACUCUGAAACGCAGUACACGAAGACGGCAGACUACUGGAGCUUUGGAACCGUCCUGUCCGAAAUCAUCACGGGUAAUAGACCGUUCAUGCUGUCCGUCUUACCAGUCGUCAAAUGGCAUGAAAUCAUAGCCAAGAAGCACAUCAAAGACAUUGGCUACUAUGAAGACUGUAAUGGAAAUUUAAGCUAUGCAAAGAAUGUACUGGAACCCCACCAAUUGUGCCGUCCAAUGCGGGAAAGCCUUGAGAAGUUACUGGUUCUGUUGCUAUGUCGGUGCCCAAGGACAAGAGGAGGAGAUCUAAGAGAUGGAAGACCCGUCUUCUACCAUGGGCUUGAAACUAUCCUAGUUUGCAAGGUCAUCCACGUACGCUGCAUGAUGGACGGCGCGAUGGCAUCAUUCCCCACCCGUAGCAACGACGCGGUCGUCGACCUCCACAAGACUUUGAUAUCGGUCACGGGUCUCCCAGCCGAUCAGCACCUCCUCCUCCUUGCCCAUGGGGAAAGGCUGACAGACGGGACGACCAUCCUCCAUAGCCUCUUCAAGAACCAUAAUGGCGACAGGAUUGUCUACUUGUACCCGAAGAGUUUCCCCGUAAAGACCAACUUCUACAUUCCUCUGAAGACACCGAUGGUCGAAGCUUUGAUGACUGGCAAACAUCUUCAGGUAUCGGAGAACGGAUUCAAGGUGAUGUGGAAGCAGUCCAUACACUACUGUCAUAACCUGAUCAGAGAGGCACUAGCACGACAGACAGGAUUCAUAGCAUACUUGAAUUAUAACCUGAAGCGCAAGGCCAGUUUGAAUCAGUGUGCAGAGGAGAUGAAGAGAUGUCUACACAGAUUGCAAGCUAAAGCAGAGUUCUUCCUAGAGAGUAUGAGCACAGACACUCAGCAAUACGCCCGCCAAGUCGCUACUGGCUUCAGUGCUAAGGUCUUUUACGAUAAAUUGAAGAGUAUGGAGGAAGAAAUCCAAGAAGUAACACAGGAACCAGAGCAAGAUGUUAAAGAGAUUGAGAGGAAAGUAGAUGAAACGAUGAGGUUCAUCUAUGAGACUCAGAAGAACGCAGAGAGACUGAAGACAGUAGAAGGACUCCAAGAGACGAGCAAAAAAUGUGACUUAAGCUUCAGAAAGUUCAAAGAGGAGAAUAAAGUGAAGCGAAGAGAACACAUGGACCUGACGCCCAUUCAGAAUCAGAUAAAUGAGGCUCACAAACAGUUUUGUGAAUACAAUCAUGGAAUCUUCAAACAAAUCGGGGAGGUUCAGAGGUCAUGCUUGAUGAUUGAAGAUGUCAUGGCCAAGAUUCAAGACUGUGUGCGGAAGAUGGAAGAAAGACAGAACCAAAUCUCAGAGCUGCAGAGAGAGAAACAAAAGUAUAUUUGGGAUAUCCUGAAUAAUACCAUCAUAAAGAAAAAGGAAUCUGACGCUCAGGUUCAGAGGCAGCUGUCGAGAUCAAAGAGUCUUGUUGGUCCUACCACUCCCCCUUUCCCUUUGGCCGCCCCUUCCCCAUCUGGCACUCAGGGCCCGGUAUUUGAACCCCAGACUGAUAUGCAGGAAUCCAUGUCCAUCAUGAAUCAGAGCAUGCAGAUGCAUUCAGACUUCGACACGAUAAUGAGGUCGGUCUCUGAAGAACAGAGGCAGCAGGCGGAGGAAUUGAAUAGUUUGAACUGGGGACAUCUAGACGGCACCUGAUCCCCCCACCCCCACGGGGAGGGGGUGACCACACCCAGUGACCACACCCUUACCCUGCCAUCAGCUAACCUUGCCCCUCAUCUUCAUCUCCGAGAUGUGCUCCCUUCACCAUGGUAACAGAGGAUAAGCUCCCCGUGUCUUGACUUACUUUGUAUCUUGUAGCUUCAAUCCAUCAAAGAUGAGAGAACACCUUUUUUGUGUUGUGGUUCGUGUAUUUUAUCAAUCCAUCGUAGACCAUGCCUGAGGUACACCUUCUAUAUCUUGGGAGAAAAUCUAUGAGAUGAACCAUUGCCAAUGGAAUAAGAAUGCUAAAUAUGACAAUGAUAUUACACAAUGUGUUUUUAGUGUGAGCAGAAUAAGCAUCAAUCUCUCGACAAUCGGAGUUUGAAAUUAGUUGUUGAAUACGGAAGAGAAGCACUAGUAUCAUCAAAUUGGGAACUCAUCACAUGCUAAUCGAUAUUUCCCUCGCAAGUAUCAACAAGAUUUGUUCAUAUUUUUUUGCUAUUAUAUGUGAUAUUUAUUGAUAUAGGGCCAUUGAAUGCAUGUUAUGUUAAACAAAAUCAAUCAGUGUUGCUGGUUUUCUAAAGAAACAUGGAUUUCUUCAGCACCUCAAACUAAAAUUGAUUCCUUAGAACGUUGAUACUGUGCUUUGGAUUUACUUGCUGUUUUACUGAAGGAGGUUGUGCAUACAUGUAUAUUAUCAUGUGGUAAUGGACAGUGAUUUGAAAUAAAAUAGUACAAGGAUAAAUAGGGUCUUUUCGUUUGUCACAUCGACAUAUAGGCCGCCAAAGAUAUGACGUCAUUACGGCAAUUUUCGCAUGCGUUGGGUUGUCUCACAUUGUCGGGGCAAUUUUAGCACAUGUUCCUCCAAGAUUUGAUGUUCGUCAGAAAACUUGUGCCCCGUCGUCAAAAUGACGUCAUCUUGCUAUAUAGCAGCGUCAUCGUUUAGAGAACAGGUGAUGACUAAAAACGAAAAGGGUUAUAAGGUAGUGAACAGGACGGGUCGACUGCAGCAAAUUUGCAUUGUUAGAGAAAGGGAAAGGCGUCCGCGUCUACACAAACAAAAAGGCCAUUUAAUUAAGAUGGAAGCGCGUCGUUGGAUGUUGGAUAAUGACUGCGAUUUGAGAAGACGUCACAAGUACGCCGAUUACUCUAGGUUGGCAACGCACAAUUGGAGGUGUUGGGUGAAUGAUUACGACUUCAUCUGUCAUUAAAGCCUAUCUGCACUAGUUUGGCCAGGAGAGAUUAGACCUCCCUGCGUGGUCACUGGCAGUUGUAUACAGUA
Molecule: messenger RNA, 3871 nt
Organism: Strongylocentrotus purpuratus (purple sea urchin)
Lineage: Eukaryota; Metazoa; Echinodermata; Echinoidea; Camarodonta; Strongylocentrotidae
Product: inhibitor of nuclear factor kappa-B kinase subunit alpha-like
Exons: 22
Coding region: 340-2586 (748 amino acids)
Biological process (GO): tumor necrosis factor-mediated signaling pathway; positive regulation of transcription by RNA polymerase II; peptidyl-serine phosphorylation
Cellular component (GO): IkappaB kinase complex; cytoplasm
Molecular function (GO): IkappaB kinase activity; ATP binding
Source: RefSeq, a predicted model, not a curated record